AUCAAUACAUGAACGCCCGCCAUCAAAGUUAAAAUGGCACCAUCACCCUCUGCAUAUUCCAUCCUUCUUCUCUGAUUCCAAAAUUCCCCCGUCCCCCCAAAAACAGACCAUCGUAUCCGUUUCACCGGCCGAAAUGUCAAUGGCUUAUUCUUCCAUGCAACACUUCCCUUCUCUGCUUCUUAUCUGUUUUCUCCUUCUCUUCUCCAAGAUCAAAUCCGAUGAACUUCAAAUACUACUAAACCUUAAAACUUCACUUAAGAAAUCAAAUACUCAUGUAUUUGAUUCUUGGGAGUCAAAUAAACCCAUAUGUGAAUUCACAGGAAUUACCUGUAAUUCAGAUAAGUCAGUCAAAGAAAUCGAGCUUUCGAGUCAGAACUUAGAGGGUGUCCUUCCUCUUGAUUCAAUAUGCCAGCUCCAAUCUUUGGAUAAGCUUUCUUUUGGUUACAACUUCUUGCACGGUACCAUCACGAAUUACUUGAACAACUGCACAAAGUUGCAAUAUCUCGAUCUUGGCAACAAUUUGUUCACUGGGCCAUUCCCUGACAUAUCAUCUCUCAGUCAAUUACAGCACCUGUAUUUGAACCAGAGUAGGUUCAAUGGCGGUUUUCCAUGGAAGUCGCUGCAAAACAUGACAGGUCUCGUUACUCUAAGUAUCGGGGACAAUACAUUUAAUCGAGCUCCGUUUCCAAAUGAAGUUGUCAAGCUAACAAAACUGAAUUGGCUUUACAUGACGAAUUGCAGCAUCGAAGGCACAAUUCCUGAAGAAAUUGGAAAUCUUAUCGAGCUCAAAAACUUGGAGCUUAGUAGCAAUUAUCUAUCCGGAGAGAUUCCUUCUCAGAUAGUAAAGCUACGAAAUCUCUGGCAGCUCGAGCUCUUCAACAACAGCUUGACGGGAAAGUUGCCGGUCGGGUUUGGAAACUUGACAAAGCUGGAAAAAUUUGAUGCGUCGACGAACAAAUUAGAAGGUGAUUUGUCUGAAUUGAGAUUUUUGACCAAUUUGGUCUCUCUGCAGCUAUAUAUGAACGAGCUUUCUGGUGAAAUUCCAGCAGAGUUCGGUGAAUUCAAGAAACUUGUGAAUGUUUCGUUGUACCAGAACCAGUUAACAGGUCCUCUUCCUCCAAAGCUUGGUUCUUGGACUGAUUUUGAUUUUAUUGAUGUGUCCGAGAAUCAGUUGACCGGCUCAAUUCCGCCAGAUAUGUGCAAGAAGGGGACUAUGACUCGGCUUCUCGUGCUUCAAAACAACUUGACUGGCGAAAUUCCGGCUGGCUAUGCAAACUGUAAAACGUUAUUGAGGUUCAGAGUCAGCAACAACCGGCUUUCUGGCAAGGUUCCUGCUGGAAUUUGGGGAUUGCCCGAGGCGAAUAUAAUUGACAUCGAGAUGAAUCAAUUCGAAGGUCCAGUGACCUCUGAUAUUGGAAACGCUAAAGCUCUCGGUCAAUUGUUGCUCGGAAACAAUCGCUUAUCUGGUGAAUUACCAGAAGAGAUUUCGAAAGCUACGUCAUUGGUUACAGUCCAGUUAAAUGACAAUCUGUUUUCGGGAAAAAUUCCAAAUAAAAUUGGUGAACUCAAGCAGUUGAGCAGUCUUCAUUUGGAAAACAAUAUGUUCUCUGGUUCAAUACCGGAUUCAUUAGGCUCAUGUUAUUCUCUCACUGACGUGAGCAUGGCUCAUAAUUCGCUUUCUGGUGAAAUCCCAUCCACUUUGGGGCUUCUACCAACUUUGAAUUCUCUAAAUUUGUCGGAGAAUGAGAUUUCAGGUCAUAUUCCAGGAAGCUUGUCUUCUUUGAGACUAAGUCUUCUUGAUCUAUCCCACAAUAGAUUAUCUGGUCCAAUACCUCAAUCUUUAUCAAUUGAAGCUUACAAUGGUAGCUUCACUGGAAAUCCUGGUCUCUGUAGCCGGACAAUUAGCUCUUUUCAGCGAUGCUACCCUAAAUCCAGUAUCUCCAAGGAGGUCCGUACGCUCAUCCUUUGCUUUUCUGUGGGUUCAAUGAUUUUGCUCGCUUCACUCGCAUGCUUCUUCCACUUGAAGAAGAGAGAAAAGUAUCAUGACCGCUCAUUGAAGGAAGAAUCUUGGGACUUGAAAUCUUUCCAUGUGUUAACCUUCACCGAGGAUGAGAUUCUUGAUUCAAUUAAACAAGAGAAUCUGAUAGGAAAAGGAGGGUCCGGCAACGUGUACAGAGUAGCCCUCGCCAAUGGCAAAGAACUAGCAGUGAAGCAUAUUUGGACUGCAAAUUCUACUAGCACUAAGAAGAGCAGGAGCACUACACCAAUUUUAGGAAAAGAGGCAAGAAAAUCUAAGGAAUUUGAUGCAGAGGUGGAGACCUUGAGCUCAAUUAGGCAUGUCAACGUGGUGAAGUUGUAUUGCAGCAUUACCAGUGAGGAUUCAAGCCUUUUGGUCUAUGAGUAUAUGCCAAAUGGGAGCUUAUGGGACCGAUUGCAUGCAUCAAGGAAGAUGGAGCUUGAUUGGCAGACGAGGUACGAGAUUGCUGUGGGGGCAGCUAAGGGUUUGGAGUAUCUACAUCAUGGGUGUGAUAGACCCAUAAUUCACCGCGAUGUGAAGUCUAGCAACAUUUUAUUGGAUGAGUUAUUCAAGCCUAGAAUUGCUGAUUUUGGACUUGCUAAGAUGAUUCAAGCCAAUGGUGGCAAGGACUCCACCCAAGUCAUUGCAGGAACCCAUGGUUAUAUAGCUCCUGAAUAUGGGUAUACAUACAAAGUGAACGAGAAGAGUGAUGUGUAUAGCUUUGGCGUGGUGUUAAUGGAGCUGGUGAGUGGAAAGAGGGCAAUAGAGCCAGAAUAUGGAGAUAACAACGACAUAGUAGAUUGGGUCAGCAGCAAAUUGCAGACUAAACAGAGUGUGUUGAGUAUAGUGGACUCAAGAAUUCCAGAAGCUUUCAAGGAAGACGCUGUCAAGGUGUUGAGAAUUGCAAUUCUCUGCACUGCAAGGCUUCCAGCAAUGAGACCAGCCAUGAGAAGUGUAGUCCAAAUGUUGGAAGCAGCUGAGCCGUGCAAGCUGGUGAGCAUUGCGAUCAGUAAAGAUGGUGCUCUUAACAUGAGAAAGGAAGUGAGAGAUACGGAGAAGUACAACCCAGAUCAGUAAUUAACUUCUCUUCCCGAUUGCGUCAGUCUAGUUCGAAGAUCUUCGAAAGAAUUUCCGUAUGCUGGUCUAUAACAUGUAUCAUAUAAUUGCUUGUAUAAUAUUAGCUAGAGUCUGUAGUUUUUGUGUGUGUAAUCUGCAAAAUUAGCCUAGACCCGAGGCUCCUUUUUCUCUACUCUUUUUGGUACUUGUAAGGGUGACGAAGAUGCUAAAAUCAAUAAACAGAUGGACCAUUUUGUUGUCAAA
Populus nigra (black poplar) is the source of this 3337-nucleotide messenger RNA. RefSeq names its product receptor-like protein kinase 7. Gene Ontology annotation, cellular component: plasma membrane. Gene Ontology annotation, biological process: protein phosphorylation. Gene Ontology annotation, molecular function: ATP binding; protein kinase activity; protein binding. The coding region runs from base 134 to 3094 and encodes 986 amino acids. The record is from RefSeq and is a predicted model, not a curated record. The transcript is spliced from 2 exons. NCBI's taxonomy places the organism in Eukaryota, Viridiplantae, Streptophyta, Magnoliopsida, Malpighiales, Salicaceae.